Messenger RNA from Vicia villosa (hairy vetch), 780 nucleotides. RefSeq lists its product as uncharacterized. The record is from RefSeq and is a predicted model, not a curated record. Bases 1 to 780 code for a protein of 259 amino acids. The transcript has a single exon. NCBI's taxonomy places the organism in Eukaryota, Viridiplantae, Streptophyta, Magnoliopsida, Fabales, Fabaceae.
AUGUACGCUAUAGGUGAAGAACUUUCCAUGAAUGCUGUUAGGAAAUUCAUGAAUACGACAUGGAAUUUUGUUACGAUGCCGGAUCUUUACUACAAUGAAGAGGGAUACUUUAUUGUUCGUUUUAGAAACAGAGAGGACAAGACUGCGGUGCUUAUGCGAGGUCCAUACACGAUUCAUAAGAAACCUAUCCUGUUACAUGAUUGGACUCAUAAAUUUACUUUACAGGAUGACAUUCUCAGGGUUUUACCGAUAUGGGUUAUGUUUCCCCAACUGCCUCUAGUGUACUGGGGUGAGAAAAGUUUAGGGAAGAUAACGAGCGCCAUUGGUAAACCUUUAAUGACCGAUGAAUGUACAGCAAAGAAACUUCGAGUUUCUUAUGCACGAGUUCUCAUAGAGGUUGAUGUCACCAAGGAACUUAAGCAAUAUAUCACCAUUCGGGAUCCUACAGGGGAGAAACUGAUGCAACAGGUGGAUUAUGAGUGGACACCCCCUUACUGCUCUCAAUGCAAUAAGGUUGAUCAUGUGUGUAAGCCAAAACCUGAGAAAUUGAAGCAAGUCUAUGUCCAGAAGCAGGUACUUCCAGUAAAGAAUAAGGAAACCAAGUCAGUUUUAGCACAAGUUAACAAUCCUGAGCCAGAGAAAGAGAUGCCUUGGAUCCCUGUUAGAACUGCUAGUAAAAACAGAGGCAAAGAUCCAGUGAUACAUACUGAAGUUAAUUGCUCGAAUGAGUUUGACUUAUUGGAUCAGGGUGAAUGUUCCACUCCUUUCCCUGUGCCAUGA